Molecule: messenger RNA, 963 nt
Organism: Lactuca virosa
Lineage: Eukaryota; Viridiplantae; Streptophyta; Magnoliopsida; Asterales; Asteraceae
Source: the annotation of a GenBank genome assembly
AUGGAUACCGGAACGAAGAAGGAAGUUCCGGCUGAAAAGAGAUCAUUUUCCAAUCUUCCCCCCGAGAUUCUAUCCUCCAUAGCCGAUAGAUUACCGAUGAUUGAGCUUUUAGGUUUCCGUGGAACCUGUAAUGAUUUCCGAUCUGCUUCAUCCACUGCGUCAGCUGCAAUCGAAUCUCUUCGAACUCCAUGGUUACUGUUCCACAAAACCGACAGUUCAGAAUGUCUCAUCUACAACGGCGAAGAAUCAAAAACCUACAAUCGGAACAUUCCAGAUCUCAAAGGCGCAGUCUGUCUUGCAUCAUAUCACGGAUGGCUGCUAGUAUAUAAAGAUGAAUCGAUUUUCUUCUUUUGCCCCUUUUCACUUGCGAAAAUCGUUCUUCCCGAUUUCCCACACAAGCAAAUCGACGGCCAUGUCGCGGCGUUUUCCGACGUACCUACCUCCGAUCACUGCAUCGUCUCCGUUAUCAACCUUAUCGAUGAAGCGUCUGUUGAAGUAAACGUGAUUUCCAAAGGCCAAACUGCGUGGACUCCACACAUGAUACCGACCCGCAAUAGUUUGAACUCUUCCAUUAGUGCAGCAACAUUCGAUGAGAAGAGUCGAAAUUUUUACUACAUGGAUGAUGGGAAAAGUAUGUUAUCAUUUUCAGUGAAAGAUAAAAAAUGGAAAUCCUACACCAUCGUGAAAGGUGCUGAAGUGAACAAGGAUACGGAAAGUAUGCCUUAUUGUUAUAAUAAGCAUGUCUUUCGUAACAGGAUUGAGGAUACCAGAGACCGAUUUAAUCUUGAAGACGAUGAAUAUGUUGCUGUUUGUGGAUUAUCAUACGAAUCAGCUGAGGAUUGUCAUCGACAUGUGUAUCUAAACGAAGUUGUAGAUGAUUCUCCUUCCAAAAAGCGUGUGCGUAGAGCGGUUUGGAUUCAACCGAGGUUCUUUGAAGCUCAUCCCAACCAGCUGCGAUGGUAG